Messenger RNA from Sphenostylis stenocarpa, 459 nucleotides. NCBI's taxonomy places the organism in Eukaryota, Viridiplantae, Streptophyta, Magnoliopsida, Fabales, Fabaceae. The record is from the annotation of a GenBank genome assembly.
AUGGGAAAAUAUCUUGAAUCUGCGGCGAGGCUGGAGGAGCUAUCGCGUAUUGUGUCAUCUGCCAAGCCCAAUAUCAGGCUGAAGGGAACACUACCCAGAUCGCCCAACCGUGUGGCCACACCUCGAAGCGCGACCCCAAUUGGUGUUAAGGUCGAACCUGGGAAAAAGAUGGAACCUUUGGAAGAAUGUCGGACACCCCUCGCGAAGGUUGUCGCCGACUGCGCCAAGCGGUGGUUCCAGGACACCCUCAAGGAGGCCAAAGCUGGGGACACUGCCAUGCAGGUUUUGGUUGGUCAAAUGUAUAACUCUGGCUAUGGUGUUCCAAGGGAUCCCAAAAAGGGACAUGUUUGGAUUAGUAAAGCGUCAAGAAAUCGAAAUUCAGUUUGGAAAGUGUGCGAUAAACGGCCAGGUUACAGAGCAAGUGAUUCAGAUUCAUGUGAUCUGGAGAACAAACAAUGA